Drosophila grimshawi is the source of this 579-nucleotide messenger RNA. RefSeq lists its product as uncharacterized. Bases 30 to 485 code for a protein of 151 amino acids. The record is from RefSeq and is a predicted model, not a curated record. NCBI's taxonomy places the organism in Eukaryota, Metazoa, Arthropoda, Insecta, Diptera, Drosophilidae. The transcript has a single exon.
AGUUGUUUGUGUUUUUAUUUUAAUUAAUAAUGGCCUCUAGUGAAUCCGUGUUUCUAGCCGGCCUCGUGCAUCUCAUGAUCCGCUUUAUCUUCUAUAUAACACCACAGUCAAGGCUAGGAACACCCGGUCCAGCAAUAUCCACAGCGAUCGUAGGCGUUGCACUCCUGGAUAUUAUAUAUGAUAACCGCAUAAUUCCCCUUCGCUUCAACGAUAUGUCAGCGGGCUUUCAAUAUAUGGUAGAGACUGUGGUGGCUAUCGUUCUAUUGGAGUUCGGCAUGCUGAUCUGGACAUCGAUCGAGCAUUCCAUUUACUUGUUUGCCAAGGGAACACUACUGGGUCUGAGCGUUGUUUCCAAACCAACGUAUUACCGGAAUGAGAACCUCAUAAUUGGCUCCUUCACCUUACCGCUGUCCCUGGCGAUUUUGAUUAUGGCUGCACAGGCUACCGAUCAUUAUCAAAUAAUCCGCCGACGAUUAUCCCACUAGACAACGAACAAAUUCCGUGAAAGUGAAGUCAUUGUAAACAAAUGCAUUGAAUAUACAGAGAAUUUUGAUUAAAUACAAAUUGAGAUUAAAUACA